AUGAUGAGAAACCAAACAGUCACAACGUUUACCCUGCUGGGACUGACGGACAACCCACAACUGAAGGUUGCGAUUUUUAUCUUUUUAUUUCUCAGCUAUAUCUUGAGUGUAACUGGGAACCUAACAAUCAUCUCCCUCACCUUCAUAGAUUCUCACCUUAAAACUGCCAUGUACUUUUUCCUACAAAAUUUCUCCUUCUUAGAAAUCUCAUUUACAUUGGCUUGUAUUCCCAAAUAUUUGUACAAUAUCUCAACGGGUGACAAGACAAUCACAUAUGACUAUUGCGCCAUUCAAACAUUUUUUAUAGACCUCUUUGGUACUACGGAAUUUAUUCUUCUGGCCACCAUGUCCUAUGACCGAUAUGUGGCCAUCUGCAAACCCCUACAUUACGUGACCAUCAUGAGUCACAGGGUCUGUAGAAGACUUAUCCUUUGGUGCUGGGCAGUUGGCUUGUCGAUCAUAAUUCCUCCACUCAGCCUGAGUCUAAAUCUGGAAUUCUGUGACUCUAAUGUUAUUGAUCAUUUUUACUGUGAUAUAAUCCCCCUCCUAGAGAUCUCAUGUUCAGAAACAUGGCUCAUAGAGCAGGUGAUCACAGUCUGUGCUGUGUUGACCUUUAUCAUGACCCUGGUAUGUAUACUUCUAUCCUAUGUAUACAUUAUCAAGACUAUCUUAUAAUUCCCUUAUGUCCAGCAAAGAAAAAAGGCAUUUUCUACCUGUUCUUCCCACAUGAUUGUCAUUUCCAUCACCUAUGGAAGCUGUAUUUUCAUCUAUGUUAAACCUUCAUCAAAGGAAUCAGUGGUUAUUAAUAAGGCUGUGGCAGUUCUCAUAGCUUCUAUCGCUCCUAUGCUGAACCCCUUUAUUUACACCCUGAGAAACAAACAAGUAAAACAAGCUUUCAAUGACUUGGUCAAAAGAAUAACAUUGUUUUUAAAGAAGUAA
Molecule: messenger RNA, 939 nt
Organism: Pteropus alecto (black flying fox)
Lineage: Eukaryota; Metazoa; Chordata; Mammalia; Chiroptera; Pteropodidae
Product: olfactory receptor 6C2-like
Exons: 1
Biological process (GO): G protein-coupled receptor signaling pathway
Cellular component (GO): membrane
Molecular function (GO): G protein-coupled receptor activity; olfactory receptor activity
Source: RefSeq, a predicted model, not a curated record